This is a messenger RNA of Gigantopelta aegis, 2121 nucleotides long. RefSeq lists its product as uncharacterized. The record is from RefSeq and is a predicted model, not a curated record. Bases 1 to 2121 code for a protein of 706 amino acids. The transcript is spliced from 11 exons. NCBI's taxonomy places the organism in Eukaryota, Metazoa, Mollusca, Gastropoda, Neomphalida, Peltospiridae.
AUGUCCGGCAGAAAUUUCAGUCCAUUUCGACCCCUGGUUACACUGUGCCCCCUCCACUGUGCAUCCCCACUACAGACUGUGCCCGUCCACUACAGACUGUGCCCGUCCACUACAGACUGUGCCCCCUUCACUACAGACUGUGCCCGUCCACUACAGACUGUGCCCCCUUCACUACAGACUGUGCCCCCUUCACUACAGACUGUGCCCGUCCACUACAGACUGUGCCCCCUUCACUACAGACUGUGCCCGUCCACUACAGACUGUGCCCGUCCACUACAGACUGUGCCCCCUCCACUAGACACUGUGCCCCCUCCACUACAGACUGUGCCCCCUUCACUAGAGACAAGACAGUGCAUCCCCACUAGAGACUGUGCCCCCUCCACUAGAGGCUGUUCCCCCUUCACUACAGACAGUGCAUCCCCACUACAGACUGUGCCCUCUUCACUAGAGACUGUGCCCCCUCAACUAGACACUGUGCCCCCUCCACUACAGACUGUGCCCCCUUCACUAGAGACAGUGCCCCCUUCACUACAGACUGUGCCCCCUUCACUACAGACUGUGCCCCCUCCACUAGAGACAAGACAGUGCAUCCCCACUAGAGACUGUGCCCCCUUCACUACAGACAGUGCAUCCCCACUAGAGACUGUGCCCCCUCCACUACAGACUGUGCCCCCUCCACUAGAGACAGUGCCCCCUCCACUACAGACUGUGCCCCCUCCACUAGAGACUGUGCCCCCUCCACUACAGACUGUGCCCCCUCCACUACAGACUGUGCCCCCUCCGCUAGAGACAAGACUGUGCCUCCUUCACUACAGACAGUGCAUCCCCACUACAGACUGUGCCUCCUUCACUAGAGACUGUGCAUCCCCACUAGAGACUGUGCCCCCUCCACUACAGACUGUACCCCCUCCACUACAGACUGUGCCCCCUUCACUAGAGACAAGACAGUGCAUCCCCACUACAGACUGUGCCUCCUUCACUAGAGACAGUGCAUCCCCACUACAGACUGUGCCUCCUUCACUAGAGACUGUGCCCCCUCCACUAGAGGCUGUUCCCCCUCCACUAGAGACUGUGCCCCCAUUAGAGACUGUGCCCCCUCCACUAGAAGCUGUACCCCCUCUACUAGAGACUGUGCCCUCUCCACUAGACAUUGUAACAGUCAGACGAUUCCAGACGAUGGAUCUGUAUCACGUGACGGUGUGUGUGUACUUCCUCUUGAUGUUUGGAGCCUCUGGAGCGGAUGGACCUACACGGGUAACCAUUGACAACAAGAGAGCUUUUAUUGCAAAUGGAACCAGUCGGUACAACUUGACCUGCAAAACAGAUUCUGUCACGGGGAACAUCACCUUUACAUGGAGAAACGAAACAGGCGGGCGAAAGAUUCUUAAAAACAGUUCCGUAUCAUCAGCUAACAAUGACGAGCUCUCUGAUUGGUUUUCAAUCAGUUCGAAGUGGAAUCAAAACAGAAAUAACAUAUCCUGUACGGCGAGGAACUCAAAGAUUCCAGGAAACCGAGUUUCCAACAGCACCAUUCUUGAUGUGACACAUGGACCUACACGGGUAACCAUUGACAACAAGGGCGAAUUUAUUGUAAAUGGGACGACUCGGUACAACUUGACCUGCAAAACAGAUUCCGUUGCGGGAACCAUCGUAUUUUUAAUAUGGAGAAACGAAACGGGCGUGCAAGAAGUUCUAAAUAACAGUUCUUUAAUAUCAGCUGAUAGCAACGAACUUUCUUACUGGUUUUCAAUCACCCCGAAGUGGAAUCAAAACACAGAUAACAUAUCCUGUACGGUGACGAACUUAGACAUACCAGGACACCGAGUUUCCAACAGCACCGUUCUAUAUGUGACACAAGCUAUCGAUGGUUCCACGUCUGACUCAGCACUAGUACCAGCUGUUUCAGGUGUCACAGUAGUUGUCAUUCUCGUGGUCAUCAUUGUCGUGGUCAUCGUCAUAGUCAGAAAGAGGAGGAAUUCAACAACAAACAAACAUGAACAUCCGGCUGUCGAAUAUGUGAACACUGUGAACGAUGUGAACAACGUAUAUGAUGUGAACACUGUGAACACUGUGAACACACAUGCUGAGGAGUCCCAUGUUUAUCAAACUCUGAACAAUUGA